AGAGGGGCGGGUUUAGUGCUAUUCUGGAAAUCAUUUUGCGUAGCGCAUCUGUAUCAGCAAAAGCAGCGCUGUGAUGCAUGGGCUGCUGCAAUGUGUCAUACUAAUUCAGUGAUCUGUCCUCACACGGCAUCGUUUAUCUAUCCGCGGCUCGUCCAGUCUGUUGAAGAUUGAAAACUUGAACACAAUGGGUGGACAUAGUUUGUGCUGCUCCAGACUUCACUAGUGUCCAUAUAUAACCCAUCAAAACGUCUAAGAGUCAAAGGGUUUACUGCAUCAGGUGAGAGCAUGGCACAGGUAGAGGAGCCUCAGACAGAAGGAGAGGGCAGCCCCCAGAUGAUUUCCUUACGAUCGGACACAUCAGGGAAUCAUGUGGACGAUGGAGAAGUGGGGCCCUCCAUAAGGAGGAAGAGGAGGAAGAAGAAAGACAUGCGUCCAGAGUCCAUUAUUAUCUACCGCUCUGAAAUGGAGAGGGCGCCUGGAGAGGACCAAGGCAGUGAGGAGGGAGCGGAGAGGAACACUGAGGAGGGAGCUAAAUUCCUCUGCACGCCCACAGGUGAAGGUGGAGGAUGGAGCCUUCCUCCAGACAGCCGUUAUGUGACCCUGACAGGCACCAUCACCCGUGGCAAGAAGAAGGGUCAGGUGGUGGACAUACAUGUCACUUUGACAGAGAAGGAACUCAGGGAUCUGGCCAAGUCAAAGGAACGUCUUGAUGCCGAGUGCGAGGGACGGGAAGGUUCUAAACGCACCUGCAGCUUAGGUGUGUGCCAGGGACCCCAUGUUGUCCUGUGGAGCAUCUCCUGCGCGCCUGUGAUUUUCCUCCUCUCUUUCAUCACCUCCUUCUACUAUGGCACUCUCACCUGGUACAAUGUCUUCCUGGUGUACAAUGAAGAGCGGACGUUCUGGCACAAGAUUACAAUAUGCCCCUUCCUCAUCAUCUUCUACCCCAUGCUCAUCAUGCCCAUGGCGCUGUCUCUGGCUCUGUACUCUGCUGUGGUGCAGGUGUCCUGGGCUUUCAGCGAGUGGUGGCAGGCGGUGCGAGACCUGGAGAAAGGCUUCUGUGGCUGGGCCUGUGGGAAGCUGGGGCUGGAGGAUUGUUCUCCCUAUAGCAUAGUGGAGCUUCUGGACUCUGACACUGUUUCUGGAACUCUGCAGAGCAAGGCCCCCAGUGAACUUGCACAGACAUCAUCGGUGUGAAACAGGGUGAUGCUGAGUUCCAAGGCACACAUUGAUAAUGGGGUCAAAGUUGCAAGUGUUUUUAAUCAUUUCAUUGAGAUUCCUCACAGAAAAUUCAGCUUAAAGGUUCAUUUCUGACCUUGUGUAUAGUGUGAUGAAAACUCUAUCUCAAGGUCCACUUACUUGACUUAUUGAGCAAACUUCAUCUGCUGAUGAAGGCCUUGAGAUUUUGCUGAAAGCUCUGGAAGAAAUAAAUUCUAAGGAACUUUUGAUAGGAAUUUCUUGUCAAAAUAACAGGAAAGUAUUUUUAAGCAACUCCACUACGCUCUUCUGUAAAUUACAGCAUAUGAAACGCUGCCUGAACUGGCUUAAGGGGAGGAACCGUUUUUACAAAGUUGUAAAACAUUGAACUCUGAGCAGGGAAGUGGUUAUUUUGGGUCAUUUUUUACUUACAGGUUGUGGUCAUCACAGCUCCCCUCAGAUCACUAAAUGGCCUCCAAUAAUUACGGAACAGCACUGCGACUCAAAGACCUUUUUAUACAUAUAGACCUUGAUUCCUACAGUUUUCAUUAAGUGGCUGUGGACACUGAUACAAACAUUAGUCCUGUAAGUUCAAUCAAGUUUCACUUCAUCUGUAAAUAUCUGUAAUUAAAUGUAUGUGGUCAUGGUGCUGUGCACUGACAUCAAAAACAGCAUGCAUUUCAAAGGCAACACCGUCUUGUAUAUGAAGUUAUCAUAAUCAAUCAAGUUAUAGUUGAAGCAAACAUGGAAUAACUAGGAAAACUGGGCAACUGCCUCAGGGGCAACAAAUCCAGGUUUAAUGUGUGUCAGUUACUUUGGAAAUUUGACUAAUUACUAAUUUGAUUCGGAAUAUGCACCACUGAGCACAACACUAGCAUCUGAAGAUGGGCAAUGUCUUGGUAAAGGACUCAGAUUCUAGUUUUUAAAGGGCAAGGCUGGUGUCACUCUAAUUUUUGUUCAGCAAAUCCAUGAAAAGACUGAAACCAACAAUGUGUUUGUCUGUUUUUCAUAAAAUCAUGAUUUCCCUCUUCUUUAUUGUUGCAUUCAACCUCAAGUCCAUUGGUUUCCACUUAAGAUGUAAAAUCUUCUAAAUGGGUUGCUGACACGUAGUUAUAUGUAAUGUUAUUUUUAAAAGGGGCACAUUGCUGUCAUUUUUAGCAAAUGUUACUCAAACAGGAGUAAAUUGUAUAUUUGUUCAGUUGCGGAUUAAUACUUGUUUGGACCUCUUGUGAGGUUUUCUUUUUUAGCAGCAGAACUGUGAAUAUAGUCCUCAAAAUAAUCUGCAGUGUGUGUGUGUGUGUGUGUGUGUGUGUGUGUGUGUGUGUGUGUGUGUGUGUGUGUGUGUGUGUGUGUGUGUGUGUGUGUGUGUGUGUGUGUGUGUGUGUGGGGUCAUGGCAAUGAAGGAACCAAUCACUCCAUUGUUAAUUUUUGACUUUUCAUAGGAUUUGUUGACAACAAGAAAAAAUCUAGAAUGUGAUCCUAUAAAAUAUCAUAUUAUACUUACACGGUGCAUAUUCCUUUAUGGAUUUGUGUUUCAUCAAAUUUUCCCAAACAAACUGAAACACAUCAAACAUGGGGGCAGGAAGUGUCCUAGUGAGUGAGUGCUUGUUGGUUUCUGGACCUCUUGGCUCAUUAUAAUUAAGAUUCCAUUUGUAGUGGGUUGUGUGCUCUGUACUUGAUGGGUACUUGGAGUUGACAGAGUGCAUAAACAAUGUGCAAAGAGUGUGGGAAGAAAGGAGGUAGGACAACAACUCAUGUUUCCACAGGGCCGCUAGGAAGUUAGUUUAGCCAUGAUUAGAAGCCAUAGUCAGGACAAGCUGACGAAACAGACAUUUCUUUGGUCAGUUUAUGUUUGUUUUGCCAUGUUUUUUUGUAUGUUUUAGACACCACCAUAAAAACAAGUCUGUGAUCUUGUCUUAUCAAUUUUGGUCCAUGCACGAGUGAAGUUCUCCGUAAUUUUGUACUGGAGAAUUCCUGUUACAUUUCCAUACAGUCAUAUUUUGAAUGUUGCUUUAAUUUAUUUUAAAUAUUUAAGUAGAGUACACUUUGAAAUAAAUGUAUUGCAAACAGCAGUCAUUAACUGAUUGAAAUACAUAGCAGAUCGGGGUUAUUUAUUGAUUCUAAUGUUUAUGAUUAGACCUGAUUGGGUAAAGUAACUUCAUUUUACUUUCUCACAGGUAAAGACAUGAGUUGAAUCUGUAUUCCACAUUACAUGUUGUGAAUCCACAGUAUGCAAACUAAAGACAAAUUAAAUAAAGUGUUGUAUAUUUACA
This is a messenger RNA of Seriola aureovittata, 3467 nucleotides long. RefSeq names its product transmembrane protein 169b (gene tmem169b). The coding region runs from base 286 to 1194 and encodes 302 amino acids. The transcript has 3 exons. Lineage: Eukaryota; Metazoa; Chordata; Actinopteri; Carangiformes; Carangidae. The record is from RefSeq and is a predicted model, not a curated record.